GAAUAACGCAGGUUCUGUGUGAACGUUAAGGCCAGGCUGGAUUGGUUUACCUGCAAGUCACGAGAGAAAAAAAAAUGGAGAGCAUUGGAUCAGUUUUGCUCUGUUGGUAUAAAAGGCAAUUUUCAGCAUUUGAUUUUCAUUCUGAAAGCUCCUUUGGAUAGGGUGGUUCAGAAGAGUUAGGAAUAUUUGACAAAUUGGACAAGAUUACAGCAUCCAGGACAAUGAAGAUUUUAGUGUUUUUAGAGCUGUUGUUAUUCACACAGAUAUAUGGGCAGUAUUACUCUUACCGUCGCAGCUAUUACAAUACACAGAGCUAUACGUUAAGUGGGCCCAAUGUUUGUUCUGUGCAAAGGGUUGGAUCAAAAAAGAUAUACACUGAAUCAAGAACUGUGCGGUAUACUUCCCAAGAUAUUUGUGGUCAAAGGCCAUACAAAGAGUAUGACUGUUGUAUUGGCUAUGAAAAAAUUCCUGGCUACCCAGGGUGCUCAAAAGCCACCCCCCUCAAAGACUUGAUGGAAACACUUGCUGAUGUUGGUGCCACAGAGUUCCUCAAUGCUGCCAGGUAUUCUGGCGUCCAGUACACCCUCUCUCGCACUGGACCAUACACUUUAUUUGCCCCAGUGAAUGAGGUCUUCAACAAGACCAGUAAAGACCUCAGAAGAAGGCUAAGGACCAGUCAAGGUUUCCAGUACCAUGUUGUAAAGAAUGGGGUAGAGCUGAAAGACUUUGAUGAUGAACUUGAGCUUGAGACACUGGCAAUUCCUGGAAAGGUGGUGGUCAACAACAAGGAAACUGGAAUCACCACUGUCAAUUGUGCCAGGAUAACUCGUCCCAACAUCCCUGCAACCAAUGGCAUCAUCCAUCUUAUCGACAAGAUUUUAGAUCGUUACCCAGAAACCAUCACUAAUAUCAUCUACCAAGACAAGCGCCUGCAGACCCUCCAAGACCUGAUAGCCAGAACCAGGCUGACAGACCCACUGAUGAGAAAUGGUCCCUUUACCGUCUUUGCCCCCACCGUGGAUGCCUUCAAGAAGAUCCCAUCUGAGGUCUUGACUAAUAUCCUCGCUAACACAGAGGCCCUGACUAAAAUUCUCCAGCACCAUGUUGUGAAAGGUACCAUCUGCUCUAACUUUAUUACUCGCAAGCAGACGUUGAAAACACUGGCAGGUUCAAAACUGGAGGCAGACUGUGACCGAAGUGGCGUCACUCUUAACAAACUGAAGGCAAGAAUAGUUGAACCAGAUAUCAUAGCGUCCAAUGGAGUUGUUCACAUGAUUGAUACUGUUCUGAUGCCAGUUGAAGCUAAAACCCUGCUUGAUAGAGCAGAAGAACUUGGGUUGAAGACAUUUGUGAAAUUGCUCAAGCAAGCUGGACUGGACAAAGACUUGGCCCUGUAUUCAUCUGGCCCAUAUACACUCUUUGCACCCAGUGAUUAUGCUUUCAGUGCAAUGCGAAGAGACAGAAGUGCCAAAGUAAACUCAGAUAAAGACUUUCUGAGAAAUGUGCUGAAUUUCCACAUUGGUUUUGGUAAGAUCAUGUCCAAUCAACUGGUGGAUGACACCACGGUGGACACCAAGUUGUAUCCACGGAAACUGAGGAUCAAUGUGUACAGAGCAAUACUGGGAUACAAAGAGUAUGACUGUUGUAUUGGCUAUGAAAAAAUUCCUGGCUACCCAGGGUGCUCAAAAGCCACCCCCCUCAAAGACUUGAUGGAAACACUUGCUGAUGUUGGUGCCACAGAGUUUCUCAAUGCUGCCAGGUAUUCUGGCGUCCAGUACACCCUCUCUCGCACUGGACCAUACACUUUAUUUGCCCCAGUGAAUGAGGUCUUCAACAAGACCAGUAAAGACCUCAGAAGAAGGCUAAGGACCAGUCAAGGUUUCCAGUACCAUGUUGUAAAGAAUGGGGUAGAGCUGAAAGACUUUGAUGAUGAACUUGAGCUUGAGACACUGGCAAUUCCUGGAAAGGUGGUGGUCAACAACAAGGAAACUGGAAUCACCACUGUCAAUUGUGCCAGGAUAACUCGUCCCAACAUCCCUGCAACCAAUGGCAUCAUCCAUCUUAUCGACAAGAUUUUAGAUCGUUACCCAGAAACCAUCACUAAUAUCAUCUACCAAGACAAGCGCCUGCAGACCCUCCAAGACCUGAUUGCCAGAACCAGGCUGACAGAUCCCCUGAUGAGAAAUGGCCCCUUUACUGUCUUUGCCCCCACCGUGGAUGCCUUCAAGAAGAUCCCCUCUGAGGUCCUGACUAAUAUCCUCGCUAACACAGAAGCACUGACAAAAAUUCUCCAGCACCAUGUUGUGAAAGGUACCAUCUGCUCUAACUUUAUUACUCGCAAGCAGACGUUGAAAACACUGGCAGGUUCAAAACUGGAGGCAGACUGUGACCGGAGUGGCGUCACUCUUAACAAACUGAAGGCAAGAAUAGUAGAACCAGAUAUCAUAGCAUCUAAUGGAGUUGUUCACAUGAUUGACACUGUUCUGAUGCCAGUUGAAGCUAAAACCCUGCUUGAUAGAGCAGAAGAACUUGGGCUGAAGACGUUUGUGAAAUUGCUCAAGGAAGCUGGACUGGACAAAGACUUGGCCCUGUAUUCAUCUGGCCCAUAUACACUCUUUGCACCCAGUGAUUACGCUUUCAGUGCAAUGCGAAGAGACAGAAGUGCCAAAGUAAACUCAGAUAAAGACUUUCUGAGAAAUGUGCUGAAUUUCCACAUUGGUUUUGGUAAGAUCAUGUCCAAUCAACUGGUGGAUGACACCACGGUGGACACCAAGUUGUAUCCACGGAAACUGAGGAUCAACGUGUACAGAGCACAACCCAGUAUAGAGGCUUCCAGUAUUGAAAAGGGAGACUUUGAGGCAGCCAAUGGGGUUAUCCACAUAAUUGACCGUGUGAUAUUCCCUCCAGAACAAACUCUGGACGAGAUCAUGACUGAAGAUGAGUGUUUGAGACCGUUUGAAGAGGCACUGAAGAAGGAGGGUCUUGCAGCUCAGCUCAGCCAGUCUGGUUCUUACACCGUGUUUGUUCCUACCCGCGCCGCGGUGAGGAGGGUGAAGAGAAGGCUGGACAAUAUGAGCCAUGACCAGCUGAAGAAGAUCUUGAAGAACCACAUUCUGGAAGGCGUGUACACCAGUUGUGCGUUCCAGGAAGGAACCAUUCUGCCACUGAAGAACCAAAACGGCAAAGAGCUCUCAUGUAGUAAAAGUAGGGGGCGCAUGCUGCUGUCAAGACGCGCAAGAGUGAGUCGUACAAACAUCAUGGCAACAAACGGAGUUCUCCAUGUUGUUGAUGAGGUUCUUGAACAUUAAAAACAGAUCUUGAACAACAUGAGUGUUACUUUGUAUCUCACAUUAUGAACUUAUUGAUGACUUUUGCAGUGGUUUACAUGAAAAACACUUAUCAUUAAAUAGAUAAUUUAUCUUAUUUGAAAUUCUGAGGAUGAGACGAUGCUGCAGUAAGAGCAGGUGCUCUAUAUUAUUUCAUGAUAUUAUUUCAUGAGUUAUCUGAGGGCUUCUGUAUGGUAUAUCAGCAUCCAAGGGACUUCAGUCACUUAUUAA
Molecule: messenger RNA, 3557 nt
Organism: Lingula anatina
Lineage: Eukaryota; Metazoa; Brachiopoda; Lingulata; Lingulida; Lingulidae
Product: transforming growth factor-beta-induced protein ig-h3
Biological process (GO): extracellular matrix organization; cell adhesion
Cellular component (GO): extracellular matrix
Molecular function (GO): cell adhesion molecule binding
Source: RefSeq, a predicted model, not a curated record